AUGAGUGGUCGGGUCCCACUGGCAGAGAAGGCCCUGUCAGAACACUAUGCCCGCCUUCGGUACAGGGACACUUCCUUACUCAUUUGGCAACAGCAGCAGCAGAAGUUGGAGUCUGUACCACCCAGUACAUACCUGAGCAGGAGCCGCAGCAUGUGGUAUUCCCAGUAUGGAAAUGAGGCCAUCUUAGUCAGAGACAAAAACCAGCUUGGGGUCUCUAGGGACACCGGCCAGUCUAAGUUUUGCUCCAUCAUGUAAUUCCAGGGAGAAAAUCCUUGAUGGCUGUAAAGACCAAGCUUUGGUAU
This is a messenger RNA of Cricetulus griseus (Chinese hamster), 302 nucleotides long. Lineage: Eukaryota; Metazoa; Chordata; Mammalia; Rodentia; Cricetidae. The record is from RefSeq and is a predicted model, not a curated record.